Aphanomyces invadans is the source of this 1787-nucleotide messenger RNA. RefSeq lists its product as hypothetical. The coding region runs from base 29 to 1300 and encodes 423 amino acids. NCBI's taxonomy places the organism in Eukaryota, Oomycota, Saprolegniomycetes, Saprolegniales, Verrucalvaceae. Gene Ontology annotation, biological process: amino acid transmembrane transport. Gene Ontology annotation, molecular function: amino acid transmembrane transporter activity. The record is from RefSeq and is a predicted model, not a curated record. The transcript has 3 exons.
CGGCAACAUCACACACACUCCAACGUCGAUGGCAACGCCAGAAGGCGAGCGGCUUCUGCCGACGACGGCACGACCCUCUCAAGGUGUGUACGAUGCUCUUCACCAAGCCAAGCCCUACGCUGUCGCGGUCCCAGCAACCGCCCGGCAGAAAACCAUGUGUACUUGCGAAUGCACGUGCGCAUGCGAACGGGGCGUCCCGAUCAUCACUUCCAUUCAUCUCCACACCCCGACGCAUCAGCACAGCCUGUCGCCGUCGAACGCUCUUUCCCCAGAAGACACGUCUGUAUCCGUCCCGUUUGCCGUCGUCAUGACAUUCAUGACACUGUUCAUGUCGGUGGUUGGCGCAGGGAUGUUGAGUAUCCCGUUCACGUUUGCAUCGGCCCCCAUAAGUGUUGUCAUGAUGAGCCUUCUUGCCGUCGGUCUCGGCAUGGGUUACACUGCCGAGCUUCUCGUUCGAGUGCACAUUGCCACCAACGUGUCCACGUUCAACGGCCUGGCUGAAGUCGCGUUUGGGUCCGUCGUGUCGAAAAUUGUGUCUGCCACGACCAUCUUUGCCAUUUUGGGGGCAUGCGUCGGAUGCAUUGAGAUCGUGACGGACUUGAGUCCUUUCCUCGUUCACUUCGUCGGCAUCGAAACGUUGUACAACCCAACCGUGAUCGUGCUGCCGGUGUUCAUCGUUGCCGUGUACCCGCUGACCCUUCUCAAGAAUAUCACGGCGCUGCGCUUCUCGAGCUACGUUGGAUUUGUCGCUUCGAUCUACCUCGUCGUCGCCGUGACUGUGCGAGCUGCGUCGUCGACCCCCGCGGCAAUCGUCGACCCCCCGACGUACGACGACCUGCCACUCAAAAUCGCCCACGUAGCGUCCGUGUUCAAUUACGCGUUUGUGAGCCAUCUGAACGUGAUUCCGCUGUACGCGAACCUCCGCCACGCAAUGCAGCCAUCGGUCCAGCCCUCCACUGCGUUGUCGGCGCUGUCGCUGAUGCGCGGCGUGAUUUAUACCAUGUCGAUUUUCUGCAUUGUCAUGUACGCCGUGUUUGGAACUCACGCACUGACGCUGUACGGCAGCCACAUUCAAGGCAACAUCUUGCUCAACCUCGAAAACGACCGAGUGAUGGAGUUUCCGCGGCUGGCAGUGCUCGUCACGAUUUUGUUUUCGUUCCCGCUGCUGUUUCACCCGUUCAUGCUGUUGGUCGAAUCGUUUGCGUUGCAGUGCAUGGGAUCGGAAGGCGUUUACGUUUCGCGCCGUGUCAAGGCGAUGCAAUCCCUCGUGCGUGUGGUCUAUCGCUGCCGCGUCGUUUGAUCGAUCCACUAGGUGCUGCUUCUUGUCGUUGUCGCUGUCGCAACUGUCAUGCCAGGCAUCCAAGUCACGUUUUCCCUGACUGGAGCGAGCUGCGUCACGCUCAUCUGCUACGUCUUCCCCGUUUUGACGUACCUCCAGCUGUGUCCCACCGACUCGGUGCUGCGGCGCGGCGCCGCGGUCGUCGUCGGCCUCGUUGGCGCCGCCGCGGGCAUCGCCGCCACAGGACUUGUCCUCACACGCACCACCGUGUAAUGAAUUCUCCGAUCACGCUAUCGUGCACAAAGCACCUGCAGCUACGUUUGCCGUCCUCGCUCGAUUCUAUUCAUGAACACACCAGCUACACCGGACCUCCGGGGGGGGGGGCGCUAUGUCGCACAGGUAUGCUGGUCGUACGUCGCCUUCGUUGAGGCGAACGAACCUGCGCGCCACUGCUCUGAGCCGGAGAGAUGCAUGCGCCGAGGGGAACGGUCGGUUCGAUAGCUCGACG